UCCUGAUAUAGCUGCAAGCCGAUUGGUGGGUGGAACUGCUGCUUUUCCCGGAGAGAGAGAGUGUCUCUGGUGUUCUCGCGAGAACUCUUCCUCUUCCUUAGGCCGGCGCUGGACGAGAGCAAUGUUUAGUUCCAGUGCGAAGAUUGUGAAGCCCAAUGGCGAAAAGCCAGAUGAAUUUGAGUCUGGCAUCUCCCAGGCUCUUUUGGAGUUGGAGAUGAAUUCCGACUUAAAGGCUCAGCUGAGAGAAUUGAACAUCACAGCAGCAAAGGAAAUUGAAGUUGGUGGCGGCAGAAAAGCAAUCAUCAUAUUUGUACCAGUUCCUCAGCUGAAAUCUUUCCAGAAGAUUCAGGUGCGGCUAGUUCGUGAGCUGGAGAAAAAAUUCAGCGGAAAGCAUGUGGUGUUCAUUGCUCAGAGAAGAAUUUUGCCAAAGCCAACGAGAAAAAGCCGCACAAAAAACAAGCAGAAGCGUCCAAGAAGCCGUACACUUACUGCAGUGCAUGAUGCCAUUCUCGAAGACCUGGUUUUCCCCAGUGAAAUUGUGGGCAAGAGGAUCCGUGUAAAACUGGAUGGCAGCCGGCUCAUAAAGGUCCACUUAGACAAAGCACAACAGAAUAAUGUUGAACACAAGGUAGAAACAUUUUCUGGUGUCUACAAGAAGCUCACAGGCAAAGAUGUUGUGUUUGAGUUUCCAGAAUUCCAGCUGUAAAGUGCAAAAAUGACUGAAUAAACAGUUAAUUGUUCAUAUA
This is a messenger RNA of Hemicordylus capensis (graceful crag lizard), 746 nucleotides long. RefSeq names its product ribosomal protein S7 (gene RPS7). Bases 122 to 706 code for a protein of 194 amino acids. Lineage: Eukaryota; Metazoa; Chordata; Lepidosauria; Squamata; Cordylidae. The record is from RefSeq and is a predicted model, not a curated record. Gene Ontology annotation, cellular component: 90S preribosome; small-subunit processome; ribosome. Gene Ontology annotation, molecular function: structural constituent of ribosome. The transcript has 7 exons. Gene Ontology annotation, biological process: translation; ribosomal small subunit biogenesis; rRNA processing.